AUGGCUAACACCUUGUCGUCGGGUGCUAUCUACUCCUCGCGCGUGCUCAUCAGAUGCUCCUCGUCGGAGAGGGGAGGGCAGCAGCGCAGCAACGCCGCCGUGAGGGUCAACGGGGCCACGCACCGCGCCACGCUACAGGUGGGGGCGGCGCUGGAGACGUCCAUCAACGAAACGCUGGCGGAGCUCAGCGCCCCGCUGCUGGCGCCGGCGACGGACGGACGGGAGCGCAGCCGGCAGAACAUCCCGACGGAGAAACAGGCCGAGGAUCCUUUCCGGCAGGCGCAGAUCGUGGAGGGCGGCGUGCGGUACCAGCAGACGGUGGUGGUGCGCUCGUACGAGGUCGGCCCUGACCGAACGGCCACUCUCGAGACCCUGCUUAAUCUUCUCCAGGAGACGGCAUUGAACCACGUGUGGAUGUCGGGCCUGCUCGGCGACGGCUUCGGCGCGACGCACGGCAUGAUCAAGAGCAACCUCAUCUGGGUCGUGUCCAGGAUGCACGUCCAAGUCGACCACUACCCAUUAUGGGGUGAUGUGCUGGAGAUUGACACGUGGGUUGGCUCGUCGGGGAAGAACGGGAUGCGGCGUGACUGGCUCAUCCGCGGCCGCGGCUCCGGCAACAUCUACGUCCGAGCAACCAGCACGUGGGUGAUGAUGAACAAGAACACCAGGAGGCUGUCCAAGAUGCCAGAGGAGGUCAGGGGUGAGAUCUCGCCGUGGUUCAGCGACCGCCACGCCAUCCACGAGGAGGCCACCGACAAGAUCAUCAAGCUCGACAGCAACGCCAGACACGUCGACUCAGGCUUGAAGCCGAAACGAAGUGAUCUCGAUAUGAACCAGCACGUCAACAAUGUCAAAUAUGUACGGUGGAUGCUUGAGACUAUCCCCGAUCAGUUCUUGCAGCACCACCAGCUUAGUAGCAUCAUACUGGAGUACAGGAAAGAGUGUGGAAGCUCGGAUGUUGUGCAGUCUAUUUGCCAGCCAGAUGAGGACUCGGUUUCGCCAAGCGAGAACGUUACCAUGGUGAGGGGACCCUCACUCUUGCCAGAAUUCAUCAAUGGCCACCACAGCUUGGCUGGUGCAUUGCAACAAUGGCCAACGAAGUACACGCACCUUCUGCAACUAAAAGCAGGUGAUGGGUACGAGGAGAUUGUGAGAGGCAGAACCACAUGGAAGAAGAAGUUAUAA
Molecule: messenger RNA, 1185 nt
Organism: Hordeum vulgare subsp. vulgare (domesticated barley)
Lineage: Eukaryota; Viridiplantae; Streptophyta; Magnoliopsida; Poales; Poaceae
Product: palmitoyl-acyl carrier protein thioesterase, chloroplastic-like
Exons: 5
Coding region: 1-1185 (394 amino acids)
Biological process (GO): fatty acid biosynthetic process
Molecular function (GO): fatty acyl-[ACP] hydrolase activity; acyl carrier activity
Source: RefSeq, a predicted model, not a curated record